Symbiodinium pilosum is the source of this 696-nucleotide messenger RNA. NCBI's taxonomy places the organism in Eukaryota, Dinophyceae, Suessiales, Symbiodiniaceae. The record is from the annotation of a GenBank genome assembly.
AUGGCCGCUGCACAAAUCUGCCGAAAGCAGACCAGGGCUCUUUCAGCACUUUGUGCUUGUCUCCUCUGCAUUGGCACCUUGGACCUCUUGGUUUCAAGAGCUUGGGCCACAUACCCAAGGAGGGAUGCUGCACUUGGCUACUACACCGCUGCCCUAAAGGGUGCGGCAAGGGUGACAAACUACGAGCCACAAAGCACCAUGUUCAAGCGGCUAGCGAAGCUCCACUAUCGCGCAGCAGAGCUUCGACGGCAGCGGAAGUGGGAUGGAGCAUCAGCUGUCUAUCGCACGGCUCUCACAUUGUACACAAGCAUGCCGCCGCCGAAGGAGGUGCCUUCUUUCGCUGCUGCUGCUUGCACGUGGCUGAACCUGGCCCUGACAGAGAAGAACAAUGGUCACUUUGACACGGCUCGUCGUGUCUUCCAAGAUGGUACACGAUUCGUUCAAGAACUGAUGCAGAAGGACUUGGACGUUCGGAUUGAUGGGCAAAACCGUCUGCGCUCACGCACUGUAGACGCAACAUCAAGCUCAGAGGUCCAGGUGGCGUGCAAGUGGCUUGCGACUCUGCUGGUGGCCUGGGGCCUCCUGGAAACCAAGCUCGGCUUCCGGUUGCGAGCAAAGGUGUUGGCUGAGCGUGCAGCAAACCUGGAUGUCAGCAAGGCUAAGGUUUUAUCCUGGAAGGUGGUGCAGGGCGUCUAA